Messenger RNA from Chlorella variabilis, 951 nucleotides. RefSeq lists its product as hypothetical. The record is from RefSeq and is a predicted model, not a curated record. The transcript is spliced from 7 exons. NCBI's taxonomy places the organism in Eukaryota, Viridiplantae, Chlorophyta, Trebouxiophyceae, Chlorellales, Chlorellaceae. Bases 1 to 951 code for a protein of 316 amino acids.
AUGAAGCGCAAGGAGGAGCAGGCUGAGGGCGAGCAGGCUGAGGCCUCGUCUGCCCAAACUCCCAAAAAGGCGCGGCGCCCCACAGACGAAGUGCAGAAAGGACGUGCCAAGGAAGGAGCGGCAAUCGCUCAGCAGCAGGCAGCUCCCAAGGGUUCGCCGCCGGGCGAGAACCUGGUACAGUCAGCGCCGCCCACCCAACAGGCGGCGGGGGAGGAGGAGGCGGAGGGAGGUGUGGGGGCGGCUAGCGAGGGCAUCGUUGAAGCAGGGCGGAUCGAGUUUUACUACAGGCCCAAGGUGGGCAAGGGCAAAGCGGACAGCUUGGCGGAUGUGCAGCGCUUCUUCAUGCGGCUGCGUCCCAACAAGGAGGGAGUUAGGAGCCGGCUGUGCGUCAUUGGCAAGAAGCGCCUGCCAUCGGCACGGAGGCACGAGGUUGGUACCGCGGGCCAGGCGCCAGCAGAGCCUGACGGCACACGCCACCUGGCCGCUGCUCGAGCACUGGGGCAGGGUACUUAUUGCAUAGUGGACCGCAAAGACCACACAAGACUGGUAUACAGGCUGGAAGUGCCCGCCACGCCCGGGGAGGCGCAGCUGGAGUUCACCAUUGGAGAGCUGGGCAGCUUCAUCUUCACCGUGAAGAACCCGGUGGGGCGAGGCCCUGAUGACCCAGGCCUGGCAGAGAAGGCCGAGUACUCGCCGGAGAAGCAGACGGAGUUUCAGCACUACAGCUGGAUUCCCCUGCUGGACUACCCUCGCUGCGAGUUCCUCCUCGUGGGAGUCAAGGAGGACGAACCGGGGCGGCUGAACAAGGUGGAGCAGCAGCUCGACGAGGCGUCACAGCAGCUGGGCGUCGAAUCGGACGAGGAGGAGAUGCUGGCUGCGAUGAAAGAGGAGAUGCAGGCGGAGAAGCUGGGCAUCAAUGUGAAGCCCGCGGAGACGGGGGAGAUGGCCUGA